This is a messenger RNA of Penicillium alfredii, 2160 nucleotides long. RefSeq lists its product as uncharacterized. The transcript is spliced from 3 exons. Gene Ontology annotation, molecular function: DNA binding; DNA-binding transcription factor activity, RNA polymerase II-specific; zinc ion binding. NCBI's taxonomy places the organism in Eukaryota, Fungi, Ascomycota, Eurotiomycetes, Eurotiales, Aspergillaceae. The coding region runs from base 1 to 2160 and encodes 719 amino acids. Gene Ontology annotation, biological process: DNA-templated transcription. Gene Ontology annotation, cellular component: nucleus. The record is from RefSeq and is a predicted model, not a curated record.
AUGUCGUCCCCCUCUUCGGCUCGACCCUAUCGGUCAAAACGUCAACGGCCGUGUGAUCAAUGCCGAGCCCGCAAGCUGGGCUGUCAGACCGAUGGUGGAAUUCCGUGUCAACGGUGUCGGGCGACUCGGCUGGAUUGUACAUUCGAUAACCCUCCGCCGAAGAGACCGCGAGUGUCGGAGCCACUGUCGUCCUUUGACGUCCCGAGUAUCGAAGUAGCGCUCCCCUCCCAACCCGAACACAGCAUCUUGGGCUCUGCUUCGACUCAAGCAAGGAGUGUGUCUCAAAAUGCCGAGCCCCGGUUCUCUUCAUUGGCCCUUGAUCAAACCGCCAAUGACCCAUCGCCAGCCUCGGGCAUGUUGCCCAUGGGAGGGCCGCCAACUCAGUUUGUUCAGAGCAUAGAUCAACUCGACCAUGGAUAUGCGCAGUUAUUCGGUGCAUCGGCCGAAUCAGACCCAUGGCUGCUGAGGCACUGCCAAUUCGAUGACUCAGGCAUGAAAUUUUUCUACAAGGUGCACUUUCGCAACGCCGGAGGGGUCCCGACCGCACAGAGGAUACCGGUCCACUUUAUGAUUUCUUCCGAUGAACUCACCACGGCAUUCAAGCACGAGACUCGAGCGGGCGUGGGCGAUGCGACCCGUGAUCGUUUAAACUACCUCGUACCGCCCGAAUAUGGAAGAAGGCUCGUUGCGCUAUUUGUCAAGUAUGUCUUCCCGGCGUUGCCAAUCAUCUCGCGCUCCCAACUAGGGUUGAGCGCGGCAUCAUACCAGCUUCCAGAGCUGUCCACCUUGGCCAAGGUUCCGGUGCACCUGCUGGCGGCCGUCUAUGCAUCCGCAUUCCCCUUCGUCGGCCACGAUGAUUACCUCUGUGUACUGAACAUGUAUCACACAUCGCCCAUUGAGACUUUGUGGCGCAUGGUAUACGAAUUAGUGACCGAGGAAAUCCAUAGUCCUCGUCUCGCUGUUGUGCAAGCGGCCCUGUUGUAUGUCCAUCAGCACCCGACAGACGAGGCCCGUUUCACGACCGCCGACACGCCAUUUGUGUGGUCUUUUGUCGGCCAACUCGUGGGCUUGGCAUGCUCCCUCGGCCUUCACAUUGAAUGCCGUAUGUGGGGCAUUCCGGCGUGGGAAAAGCGUCUACGGCGACGGCUCUGGUGGGCAGUCUAUGCCGAGGAUAAAUGGAGGAGUUUGCUAAUGGGUCGGCCUCCCUUUAUCCACCCUGCGGAGUGGGAUGUCAGCGACUUGGAUGAAGGUGACUUCCUGGUCGGCCCUCGUCAAGGAUUCUCAACGUCAUCGUGCGAUACCGAAAUCCCCUUUCGAUACCUUGUGAACCUUGCCCGCAUCGCCGAGGAAAUCCAUGAGACCUUUUAUACCCUCAGGGCAUCCCAAUUUCUGAAUGCGAACUUCAACACAUCAUCUGACUUGGGACGUGCUCUGCUUGAGAAGUUGAACGAGUGGUAUUCGUCUCUCCCAGAAACCUUUCGGCUCCCCAAUUGGAGCAAGUCCGUCCACGGACUCGCACCAUACCCGACGUCAAUCCAUUUUGCAUAUUUAUUGCUCGUGGUUUAUGUCUACCGUGCGAUGCUUCGACCUAUGGCGCGAUCCUCCAGCCCUCCAUUAAUAUUUGAUUUAGAAGAUAUGUCGGCAACUUCGUUGCCAGUGGACGAGGCAAUCCUGGAUUUUGCAGAAGUUCCGGAGCUUGAAUCUUUGCCAGAGAUUGAGAUCUCUGACGAGUAUGGUACCGGAGAAGCGACCUUGCAUGCGGCGGAGAAGUGUGCGACAAUCGUCGUCAAUUUCACGAGACGCUUGACAUCCAGUGACUUCACCGGCUUCUGGUAUUCCUGUACGGCGCCCAUCAAGCUCGAUUUGGAGAUACCGAUUGCUGAUUUUACUUUCCCAGGGUCCCGCAUUGGCUUCGCGACAAUCUCCAAUUUUUUGAUGCUACUCCUAGUGCAGGCCCCGAACAUCGCCCAUGCAACCCGUGGGAAAAGCUUGGUAGACUCUUGGUUGCAAGUGUUGCGAUGCCAGAGCCAAAGCUUUCCCCUUGUGAAGUUGGGUCUGGCACGAUUGGAUGCGCUGCAUUGGGCUGGGUUAUCAGAAACAUUUGCUCUUCCCCCGCAGGUGGAAGAAGUCAUUGCCAAUCCUCAUUUCCCCGAGAGUUAA